ACACCAUCUCUAGGCCGCGUCUCGCCUCGUCUCGUCGUCCGAUCAUUAUCUCCCUGACUCGCCUCGUCCUCCAGAUAUCGGCCGCCACCUUCACCUCCACCGCCCCGGCGCACCUGUGCGUCUCCAUCGUCGCCGCCUCUCCUCCUUCGGACACGACUGACCUUCCACUGGCGCCAACGAAGAAAACACAUAGGAAGAAGCUCACCGCCAAACCUCAUCCAGAUCCAGUCGCUGCCCUCCGAAGGCCGCAUACGGAACGUCUCGUCUCUUCCUUUGGAUCCGGCGGUCAACUCCAUCACCCCCAGCUUCACCUCCCUUAGUCCCCCUCCGUCCGCUCUCACCCACCGCUUCUAUAUCGCCACCUCUCUCGUUGUAGAAGAAGACACUGAGGAUCUGGCUUUCUGGAAUCACAUUUCUUGAGAACUAUCUGUUGGAGAACUAAACUAGGCUCUUGUUCAUAUUAUGGAUCAGCAAGCUAAGAUUGAUGCUGAUUUUCUUGAACCAACUGUACUCUUAGAUGAGACACAUUACCAGGAGGGGUACAAAAAUGGCUAUAAUGAUGGUUUGGCAUCUGGAAAGGAAGAGGGGAGGCAGGUUGGUUUAAAGAUGGGUUUCCAGGUCGGUGAAGAACUGGGUUUCUUUCAGGGCUGUCUGGAUGUGUGGACGUCUGCAAUUCUCAUUGAUCAGAAUGCCUUCACAGCUCGGGUCAGGAAGAAUAUCGAGCAACUGGCUGCACUGGUGGGCAGCUAUCCGCUGUCUGAUCCGGAGAAUGAACAAAUUCAAGACGUGAUGGAGAAGAUAAGGCUGAAAUUUAGGGUCAUCACUGCAAGCUUAGGGGUGAAGUUAGAGUAUGAAGGGCACCCCAAAUCAUCUAAACAGGAUGCUGAGGAUCUAUGAGCAGUGAUUGAAAUUACAUUUUAGUUUCUCCGCCCUUGCUGUUUAAAGCUCUUCAACUCAUUGGCAUCACGAGGAACUGCCGUGAGACAUCAAUGGCCAGAGUCCGACCAAAACCACAUAUAUAGUUUUAACAAUGUCUCAAGUUUUGUGUUAUUACCUGCUAUCUGCCAUAUGUAAUAGUUUCCUUUCAGAAGGCAAAAGCACUUCCUUCCCAUUUUCUUGAAGUACUUGUUGACUUGUAUUCUACAUGUUGGGAGCAUAUAGAUCUU
Zea mays is the source of this 1166-nucleotide messenger RNA. RefSeq lists its product as uncharacterized. Bases 463 to 897 code for a protein of 144 amino acids. The transcript is spliced from 2 exons. NCBI's taxonomy places the organism in Eukaryota, Viridiplantae, Streptophyta, Magnoliopsida, Poales, Poaceae. The record is from RefSeq and is marked validated.